CAUAAGAAGAAACGUAAUUGAGUUAUUUGUAGUGAGGUGGAUGGACCUAGAGUCUGUCACACAGAGUGAAGUACUGAUGAGGAUGAAUGUGAUUUGGAGAAAUUAUUUUUCUCGUCUAAGGAUAAGAAAGAUGCCUCACAGAUACCGAAGUAGUUAUCACCCAGUGGCCCCUCUGGGAUCAAGGAUUUUAACUGAUCCAGCCAAAGUUUUUGAACACAACAUGUGGGAUCACAUGCAGUGGUCAAAAGAAGAAGAAGCAGCAGCCAGAAAAAAAGUAGAAGAAAACUCAGCUGUGCGAGUCCUUCUGGAAGAGCAAGUGAAGUAUGAGAGUGAAGCUAGUAAAUAUUGGGACACAUUUUAUAAGAUACAUAAGAAUAAGUUUUUCAAAGAUCGUAAUUGGCUGUUGAGGGAAUUUCCUGAAAUUCUUCCAGUUGGUCAAAAAACUGAAGAGAAGGUAAAAGAAUUAUCAUGGAAUCAUGUAGAAGUUCAUGCUGCAAACUGUUUCUCAAGAAUGCACUGCCCUACUAUGCCUGAAGAAAAAAAUCAUGAUAGAGAAAGUUCUGGCUCAUCAGAUGGUCAAAACAAAGCAGGAUCUGAUUUUUCCAACCUAGACUCCAAAGAACACAGAAAAGGACCUCUGAAGACUGAAUUGUUUCCUGGUAGCAACGCCACUUUCAGAAUCCUAGAGGUUGGCUGUGGUGCUGGGAAUAGUGUUUUUCCAAUUCUGAACACUUUGCAGAAUUCUCCAGAGUUCUUUCUUUAUUGUUGUGAUUUUGCUUCUGGAGCUGUGGAGCUGGUAAAGUCGCACGCGUCAUACAGAGCAGCCCAGUGCUGUGCCUUUGUUCAUGACGUUUGUGACAAUGGCCUACCCUACCCUUUUCCAGAUGGGAUCCUGGAUGUCAUUCUCCUCGUCUUUGUGCUCUCUUCCAUUCAUCCUGACAGGAUGCAAGGUGUUGUAAACCGACUGUCCAAGUUACUGAAACCUGGGGGAAUGCUGUUAUUUCGGGACUAUGGAAGAUACGAUAAGACUCAGCUUCGUUUUAAAAGGGGGCAUUGUUUAUCUGAAAACUUUUAUGUUCGAGGAGAUGGUACCAGAGCAUAUUUCUUUACAAAAGGGGAAGUCCACGAUAUGUUCUGCAAGGCUGGGUUAAAUGAGAAGCAAAAUCUGGUCGAUCGUCGCUUACAAGUUAAUAGGAAAAAAAAAGUGAAAAUGCACCGAGUUUGGGUUCAAGGAAAAUUCCAGAAACCAUUACCCUUCACUCAAAAAAGCUCCAAAUUGUCCUUAGAGUGUCUCAACAGCUCUCUUCUAUCAAAUGGCGUCCAGGGCUUUCCACCCAGCCCAUGCUCCUGUCCCAGCGCCCAAAGCUGGUGCUGCUUCCUGCUGCUGCCGAGGGCUCAGAGGAGCCCAACCAGAAUUGAUCAUAAUCUAAAUGGGUUUACGAGUAGAGAACUUCACCUGCCAAGUGGGUCUUACUUUUCCUGAAGACAUGUUUUUUCUUUUGUGAUCAUGCCCAUUAAGCACUGUGAAAUUACCCAAAGAGAUCUGCAGCGUACUUUAUGACCUCCUAAACAGGAUCAGAGGAACCUCGCACAAGGCCCUAGGCUUGAAAGAACAAAGAAACCUACCCAUCAGUGACUCAAAUGAGAUAAAAGAAUUGUGAUUGGAAGACCCCAAAGACCUUUGAUUUCUACCUUGAAGAAAGAAAUACAGAAGCUCAAUACUGUGGCUCCCUCCCCUUCCUAUCACCUUGGAUGGCUUGCAAAGACUUGGCUAUCACCCUGCUCUGGAGAGCCCUUGCUCAUCUGAGUGAGCUAUUUGUUUUGUUGUCAUCUGAACCACAUGACUGUGGAGAGACACAGCUCAGCAGCCAUAGCUGUAGCUCAGCCUCUCUAUAGCUGACAGG
Molecule: messenger RNA, 1904 nt
Organism: Lagenorhynchus albirostris (white-beaked dolphin)
Lineage: Eukaryota; Metazoa; Chordata; Mammalia; Artiodactyla; Delphinidae
Gene: METTL8
Product: methyltransferase 8, tRNA N3-cytidine
Exons: 15
Coding region: 41-1483 (480 amino acids)
Molecular function (GO): tRNA (cytidine-N3)-methyltransferase activity
Source: RefSeq, a predicted model, not a curated record